AUGGCCUGGAGGCGGCUCGCCUCCCGCUCCCGCCGCUGCCCCGUCCUCCUCCCCGCCGCCCCGCGCCCCGCGGCGCCGCGUCCCCGUCCGCCGGCGGGACCUGCCGCGGGCGCCGCCUCGCCGCCGCUGCGCCGCCUCCUCCUCCCCCUCUCCCCGCCCCCGUUCCAAGCCGCCGCCGCGGCGCGCGGGGCCGGCAGGUGGCUCGGCACCGACGCCUCCGCCUCCGCCUCCGCGGCGAGGGAGCCCCCCGCCGAGCUGGUGGAGGUGCCCCUCGCGCAGACGGGGGAAGGGAUCGCCGAGUGCGAGCUGCUGCGCUGGUUCGUCAGCGAGGGCGACCAGGUAGAUGAGUUUCAGCAGCUCUGUGAGGUACAGAGCGACAAGGCAACCAUUGAAAUUACAAGUCGUUUCAAGGGAACAGUACAUCAGAUUCAGUUUGCACCUGGUGACAUAGUAAAGGUCGGUGAAACUUUACUUAAGAUGGUUGUCAGCGGCAGUCAAGUUGUACCUCAUGAUAGCAUGGCUUCAUCCCCCGACAUUCCACUUGGAGUGGAUACUACAACUCCUUCAAGGGAAGGCAAUGCUCCCCGUGGAUCUCUCUCCACGCCAGCCGUCAGGCAUCUAGUGAAGCAGUAUGGGCUCAACAUCGAUGAUAUUCAGGGUACAGGAAGAGAUGGUAGAGUUUUGAAAGAAGAUGUGCUGAAUUACGCUGCCAGCAAGGGCCUUCUCCAGGAGCCGCAAUCAUCUUUGGAAGAGGAUGUUGGUCAAGUUGAGUUACCGGAUGAAGGAAAACCAUUACUUGAUCCACACUUUUACGAAGAUAAGAGAAUCCCUCUCAGGGGUUACCAGAGAUCAAUGGUGAAAUCAAUGAGCCUGGCUGCAAAAGUACCGCAUUUUCACUAUCUGGAGGAAAUAAACUGUGAUGCUCUUGUAAAACUGAAGGCAUCAUUUCAGAAGGAGAAUAAGGAUCAUGAUGUGAAGCACACCUUCCUUCCAUUCCUCAUAAAAUCUCUUUCUGUGGCACUGAGUAAAUAUCCUUUGUUGAACAGCUCUUUCAUUGAAGAAACUAAUGAAGUUACUCUCAAAGGAUCCCACAAUAUAGGGGUAGCUAUGGCUACCGCACAGGGAUUAGUGGUGCCAAGCAUCAAGAAAGUCCAGUCACUUUCUAUAUUGGAGAUCACGAAGGAACUGUCAAGAUUACACGAGAUGGCAUUGCACAACAGACUAAGCACCAACGAUAUCACUGGUGGAACCAUAACGCUGAGCAACAUAGGCGCCAUCGGUGGCAAGUUUGGGUCCCCGGUUCUCAACCUACCCGAGGUUGCGAUCAUUGCUCUUGGCCGCAUUCAGAAGCUUCCUCGCUUUGACGAUGACGAAAACGUUUACCCGUCCUCAAUGAUCAAUGUGACCGUCGGAGCCGAUCACAGAGUCGUCGACGGUGCCACGGUUGCAAGGUUUUGCAACGAGUGGAAAAGCCUGGUGGAGAAGCCGGAGCUGCUCUUGCUGCACACGCGGUGAUCUAGUAAGAUAACUGCCUGCAUGCAGAGGGAACUCUGCCAUCUGAGGUUGGUAGAUAGGGCCAUAGGGAGUCAAUCAACUCAAGUAUAUACGUGACCAAUAAUUGAUUGACGUGGCCUCUCUGCUGCAAGUUAUGUGAUCACCCUGUGCAUAUGUGUGCAUCACCUUGGAAACUUGGAAAUAAAGCUAUAUAAGCUGGAAUUCAUGGGGAA
Hordeum vulgare subsp. vulgare (domesticated barley) is the source of this 1727-nucleotide messenger RNA. Its product is annotated as lipoamide acyltransferase component of branched-chain alpha-keto acid dehydrogenase complex, mitochondrial. The record is from RefSeq and is a predicted model, not a curated record. NCBI's taxonomy places the organism in Eukaryota, Viridiplantae, Streptophyta, Magnoliopsida, Poales, Poaceae. Bases 1 to 1515 code for a protein of 504 amino acids. Gene Ontology annotation, molecular function: lipoic acid binding; acetyltransferase activity. Gene Ontology annotation, cellular component: cytoplasm; mitochondrion. The transcript is spliced from 7 exons.